AUGCCACCCGAGGAACGCCUUGCCGCAGCACAAGGUUUCAUCCAACAACUCCACGAAUGGCGUCAAGCUCUUCCUCCCCAUCUCGGCACCGUUCGUCCCUCCAGCCUAAUCCCCAUAUUCUCACGGCAAGCCACCGCUCUGAAGCUUGCAUACUGCCACGCCGUAAUGCAUACAACCCGGCCAUUCCUUCUUGAUCACUCAGAAGACUGCAGUCCUGCAUUAAAAGCUUGCGUGACACAGUGCAUAAGCGCAGCAAAACUCGCACUAGAAAUUGUCGACGGCAUGUUCUCCGAGAAAUCAGUCCUAUUCCAUGCUCUAUGGUGGAUGCCCUACGUAACCUUUUGCGCAUUAGCAGUGGUGUACGUAUGGGACAUUCAGCAAAGGAGCAACACAACCGCUGAUCCUGGCAACGCAAUGCUAUUCGACCUCGCAGAGAAAUGCCAGAAUCAUCUAGCAAGAACUAUCGCUGCUGAGUCCGCAAGUCGCAGAUACAGCAUCAUCAUUGAGGAAUUGCGACAGGAAGCGAGACAAGGACCACAGCAUGCUACAAGGCCAUCGCAGACAAUUCAAUGUCAGCAGGAGUCACUCAUUUCGAGUGAACACGAGUCGGGUACGAGUAUAGAUGAGUUGGGUUCCAUGUUUGACGAUCAGGAUGAAACGAGUUCGGGGUUACAGUCUAUUAUGAAUCCAUUGAGUCAGUGGCAGCCCACUGACUGGUUGGAUCUUGACUCUUCGGCCUUCACCUUCUUCUCUCAGCUUGAAGACUCAAUGCUCUAUUAG
This is a messenger RNA of Fusarium musae, 780 nucleotides long. RefSeq lists its product as uncharacterized. The record is from RefSeq and is a predicted model, not a curated record. Gene Ontology annotation, molecular function: sequence-specific DNA binding. Gene Ontology annotation, biological process: positive regulation of transcription by RNA polymerase II. The transcript has 2 exons. NCBI's taxonomy places the organism in Eukaryota, Fungi, Ascomycota, Sordariomycetes, Hypocreales, Nectriaceae. The coding region runs from base 1 to 780 and encodes 259 amino acids. Gene Ontology annotation, cellular component: nucleus.